Dicrocoelium dendriticum is the source of this 966-nucleotide messenger RNA. The record is from the annotation of a GenBank genome assembly. NCBI's taxonomy places the organism in Eukaryota, Metazoa, Platyhelminthes, Trematoda, Plagiorchiida, Dicrocoeliidae.
AUGUACGGUUGUUUAUUGCAUCACGAUAGCUGUGCACAGCCUGCUAACUAUUUUAUUCACAGACAUGCUUACUUCUUGUUGGUCGCUUUCUGGACCGAGGAGACCAUAGAGAACGUCAUCAAGCCCUUUGGAUUCACGUUCAUCACAAUCCUGGCUCACUUGUGCUCCGCGUAUGCCACUCAUUUCUGGGACCCCAUGGGAUCACUCCACCUCCCACUCGAGUCACUUCACAUUGCACCCGACACGAUGUCGCUUGAUAUUCUAGACAACUCCUGUGUUUCAGUGGACACUCAAAAACAUACUCUGUACCCUACAUGUACUGGGACAUCUGUGAUAGGAAUUAAAUACGCAGACGGCGUUAUUAUGGCCGCAGACACUUUGGUCUCGUAUGGAUCACUUGCGCGCUACAUGGGUAUCGAACGCGUUGUUAAAGUAGUGCUCGGUUUCAGUGGUGAUGUCGCUGACUAUCAACUACUCAAGAAGCGGAUUGAUGAACAGACACAUAUGGAUGGCCUUUUGGCGGAUGGCUUCACGCUUAGCCCCAAAGGUCUUCACUCCUGGAUAACGCGUGUUUUAUAUAACAGAAGGAGCAAGAUGAAUCCGUUAUGGAACACCUACCUCGUUGGGGGCCUGGAAAAUGAUGGAAAACCCUAUUUGGGUUUUUGUAACUUACUUGGAGUAUCUUUCACAGGUGAUUGUAUAGCCACCGGAUUUGGGACAUAUUUGGUUACUCCACUACUGCGCCAACGCCUGGAUGAUCUUGCUGGAGGGGAUCCAAACAAUCUAACCGAGGCGCACGCCGUUCAAGCUGUCACAGAUGCCAUGCGUCAGCUAUACUUCCGCGACUGUCGGGCGUUUAAUCAAUACCACAUGACCUUUGUUCGACCGGACGGUGUAGAUAUUCAAGGCCCCUUAAAAUUGGAAUGCGAUUGGACCAUAGCGGAAUACGUGGCUGGCUACGAAUAA